Helicoverpa armigera (cotton bollworm) is the source of this 2297-nucleotide messenger RNA. RefSeq lists its product as uncharacterized. Gene Ontology annotation, biological process: intracellular signal transduction; negative regulation of protein tyrosine kinase activity. The record is from RefSeq and is a predicted model, not a curated record. Lineage: Eukaryota; Metazoa; Arthropoda; Insecta; Lepidoptera; Noctuidae. Gene Ontology annotation, molecular function: protein kinase inhibitor activity. Bases 179 to 2185 code for a protein of 668 amino acids. The transcript has 10 exons. Gene Ontology annotation, cellular component: cytoplasm.
CUUUUGCUUUGGCAGCGGGCGGUAUUGAAUCAAAGAACCAAAGUUAUUUGAUAUUACUUUUAUUAUUUUUGUUUUCAGCAAUGUUAAUGUUUAUUUUACAAAAGAACAAACUUGAAAACAGGGCGAAGGGUUCUGUUAUGGUUGUCUGUUGUUAAAAUGCCUUUGGUUUGAGGAAACAAUGAACGACAGCGCUGCCGAUUGCUCGGAAGCUUUAGAUCCUCGAGUUCAGAUAGAGUUGGAACGUCUAAACACAGCCACUGACGAGAUCAACAGGCUCGAGGUUGAGUUGGACGAGGCUCGGCUGGCGUUCCGGAGACUGCUCGCUGAAGGUCACCUGCGGAUACAGCAGCUUACCAAAAAGUUGGGCACUAGUGUGCACAAAGCCAGGCCUUAUUAUGAAGCUAGAUUUCGAGCUAAUAUUACUUCCCAAGACCUGCAAGCUGCAACCAUCGCGUAUGACAAAGCGAACAGUGCUCACGCAGCAGCCAGGGAGAUGGUGUAUCUUGCUGAGCAGGGCUUGGCUAGACUGGCUGAAGGCAAUACAGGUCUUACCCUCGACCCGGCCUGGCAGGAGAUGCUUAACCAUGCCACGCAUAGAGUUAAUCAGGCGGAGAGCGAACGCGCCCACGCGACGGUGACGCAGCGCUCGAAGGCGGCCGCGCACCGCGCCGCCACCACGCUCGUGCAGCAACUGCAGAACGGACUCAAGAGGCACAUCGCUAAAUCCAGACCGUACUUCGAAGAGAAAGCUCGCAUCAACACGGCUUUGGAAGCUCAGAAGGCAAGGAUACAGAGCUUGGAGGAGCAGGUAGCGGAAGCUAAACAGCAGUACUCGUCAGCUCUCAGGAAUCUGGAGAGGAUCUCUGAUGAAAUACAUAAGCAUAGGUCUAGAAGACAGUCGGCUAGAAACGAAAUAGACCGUUCAACACUAACGGACACGGCCAGCGAUACAAACACGACCAGUAGUGACAAACUGGAAGAGCUAUGCGAGAGUAGCACGGACGCCAGUGUGCGCGAGUGGCUGCGUCGGGCCGCCGACGCGCAGCGGCCCCGGGGCCCCGACACAGACACCUGGACUGAGAUAGACCUGGACUACUCCAGUCCUGAGGAGGUGAGCUUCGAAAAAUGUUCGCUCCGUGGCCGCGACACUUCGGAAGCGUGGUCACCGCCAUCACCGGGCUCGUCGCGGGCGUCGGCCGCCGAGCCGCGCCGCAUCAUCCCGCGCCAGCCGCGCCCGCCGCGCCGCCAGAGCCUCGACGCGCUGCUGCACGACACCCAGGAGAAGGUCAAGGAGAUGUUCCAAGGUCAGUGCACAUGUUCAUCCCGCGCCAGCCGCGCCCGCCGCGCCGCCAGAGCCUCGACGCGCUGCUGCACGACACCCAGGAGAAGGUCAAGGAGAUGUUCCAAGGUCAGUGCACAUGUUCAUCCCGCGCCAGCCGCGCCCGCCGCGCCGCCAGAGCCUCGACGCGCUGCUGCACGACACCCAGGAGAAGGUCAAGGAGAUGUUCCAAGGUCAGUGCACAUGUUCAUCCCGCGCCAGCCGCGCCCGCCGCGCCGCCAGAGCCUCGACGCGCUGCUGCACGACACCCAGGAGAAGGUCAAGGAGAUGUUCCAAGGUCAGUGCACAUGUUCAUCCCGCGCCAGCCGCGCCCGCCGCGCCGCCAGAGCCUCGACGCGCUGCUGCACGACACCCAGGAGAAGGUCAAGGAGAUGUUCCAAGGUCAGUGCACAUGUUCAUCCCGCGCCAGCCGCGCCCGCCGCGCCGCCAGAGCCUCGACGCGCUGCUGCACGACACCCAGGAGAAGGUCAAGGAGAUGUUCCAAGGUCAGUGCACAUGUUCAUCCCGCGCCAGCCGCGCCCGCCGCGCCGCCAGAGCCUCGACGCGCUGCUGCACGACACCCAGGAGAAGGUCAAGGAGAUGUUCCAAGGGUUAUCACUGUUCGGUGAGCGUCGCGGGUCGGCGUCUGCCCCCCGCACCCCGCGCCGGGCGCCCUCGCCCCGAGCUGCUUCACACACCAGCGACGAGCGGUACUCUGAUACUGAUAGCCGCGCCAGCGUGGAGAUGCUAACAGACGAACAGAUAGCGUCCCUCAUGCUGGACGCCCAACUAGAAGCCGUCUGCGAGCGUCUAGCGGGGGUCGUCCGUCAGCCACGCUCCCCCCACUCGCCCCCCCACCGGUACUGAUGUGUCAUCGGUCCAGUGAAAAAUAAUAAUAGUUAAUACCAAUAAUAAUCACAUUUCUGUUGAUAACUUACGCUUAAUUUAAACUAAAGUACAUCGAUGAAUGCAUUCCAUU